Molecule: messenger RNA, 4271 nt
Organism: Acipenser ruthenus (sterlet)
Lineage: Eukaryota; Metazoa; Chordata; Actinopteri; Acipenseriformes; Acipenseridae
Product: semaphorin-3E-like
Exons: 17
Coding region: 474-2795 (773 amino acids)
Biological process (GO): semaphorin-plexin signaling pathway; positive regulation of cell migration; negative chemotaxis
Molecular function (GO): chemorepellent activity; semaphorin receptor binding
Source: RefSeq, a predicted model, not a curated record
CUCUCUAGUGGGGACUGCUGCAUCCCUGCUGGGUGGAGCUUCUGGAUCUGAGACGCACUGAGACUCAGCAAGGGAGAGGAGGCUGCUUUCUUCUAAUUACCAGGGUUUUUUUGGCAAGUAAAUGGGGCUGCAACCAACUGACAAAUAAACCAGAGGAGAAGCUUUGAAAUGCUGUUUGCCAUGCACCCAGAAAGAAAUAACAAAACAUUAACAAGGGUUGCUCAUUGGUAUUUGGGACAAGCCUCGCAGUUAUUGGAAGCAGAAGACAACAGAUAAAAGGAUGAGUGAUACUCCAGAAUGCUCCUAUCGAGAGAGAAAGAAGCAACCCAUUACAAGGAACUAUUAGUUUGACAUUGUAUUCAGGUUUAAAGCAACUUAUAUUCACUCCUUCAAAUGGACUUGUUUAAUAUAGUGAACUGAAUGAAAGUGAUUUAAGGAACCGUGACAAGAGAUACAAGUGACACAGUAACAGGAUGGCAGUGGCACAGAAGGUGCUCACUUCAGUGCUGUUUCGCUUUUGGUUGUUUCUUGGGAGUGGAGUGCUGGCAGCCCAUAGCAGCCGACCAAGGUUACGACUAUCUCACAGAGAGCUGUGGGAUUUAAACCGAACCUCCGUUUUUUACGGCCCACGUGGUUUUUUGGACCUACGAACAAUGUUCCUGGACGAGUAUCAAGAACGCUUGUUUGUGGGAGGUCGGGACCUUAUGUAUUCUCUGAACCUGGACCGAGUUAACGAAGAGUACAGAGAGAUACACUGGCCCAGUACACAUACUCAGGUGGAAAAAUGUCGAAUGGAAGGCAAAGAUGUGGCUGAAUGUGCAAAUUUUAUCCGGGUCUUUCACGAAUAUAACAGAACUCAUCUUCUGGCUUGUGGGACUGGCGCUUUUGAUCCUGUAUGUGCCUACGUUAGGGUGGGCCAUUGGACAGAGGACAGGCUGUUUAAACUGGAGAUUAACAUGACUGAGAGUGGGAGAGGCAGAUGUCCAUUUGAGCCAAACAGCCCUUGCGUUUCCACCUUAAAACGGGGUGAGUUAUUUGUUGGGCUCUAUACGGAUUAUUGGGGAUACGAUGCUGCUAUUUAUCGGAUGGACCACCUUUCCUACACAAGAACAGAACAGAAUGAUGAACGGCAGCUGAAAGAACCCAAAUUUGUUGGCUCGUAUGUUAUCCCUGACAAUGACGACCACGAGGAUGAUAAAGGGUAUUUCUUCUUCACCGAAAAAGCAUUUGAGGUUGAUGGUAGUGCGGUCUAUACCAGGGUUGGGAGAGUCUGUGCAAAUGACCUUGGAGGACAAAGAAUGCUGGUAAAUAAAUGGACCACUUUACUCAAAACACGACUUAUUUGUUCUGUGCCUGGGCCUAAUGGAAUUGACACACAUUUUGAUGAACUGGAGGAUGUGUUCCUACUCCAGACACGAGAUGAUAAAAACCCUGAGAUUUUUGCCCUAUUCAGCACUACAAGCAAUGUAUUUAAAGGAUAUGCUGUGUGUGUUUAUCAUAUGGCUGAUAUUCGAGACGCAUUCAACGGGCCAUAUGCACACCAAGAAGGACCAGAAUACCAUUGGGCAGCUUAUGAGGGAAAAGUGCCAUUUCCAAGACCUGGAUCAUGUGCCAGUAAGAUGAAUGGAGGUCAGUACACUAGUUCCAAGGGUUACCCAGACGAUGUCCUUCGCUUUGUGCGUGCUCACCCUGUAAUGUACCAGCCUGUCUACCCUGUAAACAAGAGACCGGCUCUUCUCAAAACAGAUGGGAAAUACAAUCUCAAACAGAUUGCUGUGGACAGAGUUGAAGCAGAAGAUGGACACUACAAUGUUCUUUUUGUAGGAACAGACAAUGGCGUUGUACUAAAAGUGAUCACAAUAUACAACAAGGAAACUGAAACUAUGGAAGAAGUUAUUCUGGAAGAACUGCACAUUUUCAAGGUUCCUGUUCCGAUAGUGGCAAUGGAAAUUUCUGUUAAAAGGCAACAACUGUAUGUCGGUUCUGAAUCUGGAAUAGCUCAGGUAAAGCUCCAUCAGUGUGAUGUGUAUGGAACAGCAUGUGCUGACUGCUGCCUGGCCAGGGAUCCAUACUGUGCCUGGGAUGGGGUGACAUGCUCCAGAUAUUACCCAGAUGGAACACUCACUAAAAGACGCUUCCGUAGACAAGAUGUCCGUCAUGGUAACGCAGUGCAGCAGUGUCGUGGACAGCAUAUACACGGGGGGGUUUCUGAAAUGGCUGAUGAGAGACUGGUUUAUGGUAUUGAACACAACAGUACACUACUUGAGUGCAUGCCAAGGUCUCCACAGGCAAACGUUCUCUGGUUUAUACAAAGGAAUUAUGACAACUGGAAGGAUGAAGUGAAAACAGAUGAAAGAAUUGUAAAAACAGACCAUGGCCUUUUAUUCCUGAAACUGCAUCGAAUGGAUGGUGGGACCUAUUUUUGUCAGACAGUGGAGCAUGGCUUCAUCCACACAGUUACUAAAAUCACCCUGGAGGUCCUGGAAGAGGAGAGAAUUGAGGAAAUGUUUAAUAAAGACGACGAGGAAGAGCUACUCCAUAAAGAACCUUGUCCUGCACUGCAGGGGUUGUCCCAUGGGUCCAAUAAGGUUUGGUACAAGGAGUUCCUUCAAUUGAUAGGAUAUAGCAACUUCCAAAGGGUGGAGGAGUACUGCAUGAGGGUCUGGUGCACAGACAAGAAACGGAAAAAGCUCAAAACACUACCAGCCAAAUGGAAAUACUCCCAAGUACAGGAGAGGCGAACCAAGACAAGAGGGGAACGCCACAGAAGUCCUAGACAUGCCCAGGAUACUUGAUGAUUGUAUUAAUUUUACUGGCGAUAACUAGUAAAAUGUGCUGAAGAACAUUGUGGCUUUUAUGUAAUACAGACACCUGUGUUAUGCUUUAUGUAUUAAAGCAACAUUUUCUAUAAGUACUCUGAAACUAUACAAGGAUACGAUGUCUAACUGGAAUAUGGUCAAGCUAUAAUACUAAUUAAGAGCAUAAUUGUACAAAGAUUAACUAUUUAUGCAGCAAAAUGUUUCUGUUGAUCCUUGUACAGCUCAUUGAAUCCGGGUGUGUAAAUUCUUAAAUAAAAAGUACAGUAAUGGUGACCAAAAUCCAGUAUUACUUACUGUAAGCUACUAAGCAUUUACUUCUGUUGCCUUAACUGGAAUGAUAUAAUAUGAAACAUUUAUAAUAAAAAAGCCACAAAAAAAGUUUUAAAGCACUUGCUUAGCUUACAGCAUUUAAAAAAAAAAAUAACUAUAAAAAUGUUUAUGCAGAGUUUGGACUGUAGGAUAUUUUUCAGGCCACUUUCUAUCUUGGUCUACAGCAGGGGAAAAAUAACUUCACUGGCUUACAGUGGUAGAAUAACAGAGGAUUCACAUUUAAUUAUAGGUAUGACACCAUCAGUGUUCAGUUACAUAACAAAACAAAAAAUUAUUUGCAUAGAUCAUCAAGGAAACAGAUAGCUGAACAAUGUACAGUGUGCAUGUCUUGAUAAAGUGCCUUUAGAGUUACUACCAUAAUGUUAAGUAAUUCCAGUUUUACAUUUGCAUACUUAUCUGUUUGUACAAAGCCUGUUACUAAUCAAUAAGUUUGCCUCCAGGUGUGGAAAAGCAAUUAUGAAGCAAUGUUAACCCCAUGUUCAAAGUCCACAAUUCAAUUCUAUAUUGUAAAUAAGAAAGUCGGGUGUGCAUUCCUUAUCAUUUUAAUGUGUAUGGUCAUUUUAGCCAUCAACCACAUAAUGCAAAUUUAAAAAUAGCGUGUCUUUGGAAUACAACUAGCUGUAACAAGUUUUGAUUUGGGUUUCUUAUCACCCAACCAAAUCUGCUCAAUUCCAGCUUUAAAUCACAUCGCAAGACUUUCGCAGGACAGGUGUAGCAUAAGAAACUGAGAAGCGUGGGCCUGUACAGUCACGUGACCAAACGCGUCAUUGAACAACAGAGUAUGAUAUACUGCAUCCCUUUCCUUUAUCACCGGAAAGGUAGAAACAAAACUUCUCAUUUAAAAUCGAAACAUCUCAAUAACGUAUUAUGUACUAUUAACAUGUUAAAUAGUAAUUCAUCCCCUUUAUUUUGAUGCUAUGCAUGUCCCGAUCUGAAACAAGAAAAGGAAAAUAGAAUAUGGUACAUGAGUACGGCGAGUGCACACCUUUCCGCUUUUGGUUUAAUAAAAUCAGUGUAUAUUUAAGUGUUCAAGGCGAUAGCCAGCAAAGGUAAAAAAAAAAAUAAUUAUAGUAAUAAUAUUUAUCUACGCUCUUUUACACUUUAGUUUGCCGCAAAAUAAAA